ACAAUCAUGACGACAGUCGCCGCCGGUCUCCGCCGCUGUUUCUUCGUAUUUUCAGUUCUGUCCUUUCUCCUUCUAAGUGACCAAUCUCUUGCUCUGAACACAGACGGUGUUCUUCUUCUCUCUUUCCGCUACUCAAUCGUCGACGAUCCUCUUUCCGUUUUACGGAGCUGGAGAUUUGAAGACGAGACUCCUUGCUCAUGGCGUGGAGUCACGUGCGACGAGUCUUCCCGGCACGUGACUGUUUUGUCACUUCCGAACUCGAAGCUUUCCGGUACUCUUCCUUCCAAUUUGGGUUCUCUCCUCUCGCUUCAAAGACUCGAUCUUUCCAACAAUUCGAUCAAUGGCUCUUUCCCGACUUCGUUAUCCAACGCGACGGAGCUUCGAUUUCUUGAUCUGUCGAGUAAUCAUAUCUCCGGCGAGUUUCCGGCGAGUUUUGGCGCGUUUCCGAAACUCAAUGUGUUGAAUCUCUCCGACAAUGCUUUCGUUGGCGAAUUACCAAAGACGUUAGGCUGGAGUCGAAACUUAACGGAGAUUUCACUGAAGCAGAACUAUUUCUCCGGCCCGAUUCCGGGGGGCUUUAAGUCGACAGUGUAUCUUGAUCUGUCGUCGAAUCUAAUCAAAGGCUCGUUGCCGUUACAUUUUGGAGGCAACCAUUUGCGCUAUUUCAACGCUUCGUUCAAUAGAAUCUCCGGCGAGAUACCGGCUGGUUUCGCCGACGAAAUCCCGGAAAACGCCACCGUCGAUCUCUCCUUCAACCAGCUCACGGGUCAAAUUCCGGGUUUCCGGGUUCUCGAUAACCAAGAAUCAAACUCUUUUUUGGGUAACCCGGGUCUAUGCGGAUCCGACCAAGCAAAACACCCUUGCCGUGACCGUGAAGUAACCUCUCCGCCUCCAUCACCUACACCAAAUUCUCCUCCGGCUUUAGCCGCUAUACCAAAUACCAUCGGUUUAACAAAUCACCCAAUUGGCUCAAAACCAGGUUCGAAAUCCAAAUCGGCUCUUAAACCGCUGAUUAUCGUAGGCAUCGUUGUCGGUGACAUCGCCGGUUUAGCGAUCCUCGGGAUUGUGGUUUUCUACAUUUACCAGUCGAGGAAACGGAAGACCGUAACGGCUACGUCAAAAUGGUCCACGUCAUCAUCCACAGACUCCAAGGUCUUAUCAAAAUGGUACUGCCUACGUAAAACCGUUUACGUAGACGGUGAUUGUGAAGAAGACGAGGAAGAGUCCGAGACGUCGGAAUCCGAAUCGGACGAAGAGAAUCGGAUCGGACAAAAUAGAAGGUCCGGUUUAGAUGAUCAAGACAAGAAAGGGACGUUGGUGAAUCUCGAUUCGGAGAAAGAGCUUGAGAUCGAGACGCUACUCAAAGCUUCGGCUUACAUUUUGGGAGCCACCGGUUCGAGCAUAAUGUAUAAAGCGGUUCUUCAAGAUGGUACGGCUGUGGCGGUUCGACGAAUCGCUGAGUGCGGUUUAGACCGGUUUAGAGAUUUUGAGACUCAAAUUCGAGCUGUGGCUAAGUUGGUACACCCGAACCUGGUUCGAAUUCGAGGUUUCUACUGGGGAUCCGACGAGAAGCUUGUUAUUUACGAUUUUGUCCCUAACGGCAGCCUCGCUAACGCCCGUUACAGUAACAAGAGAUCUACAUCGUCUCAUGAUUUCGGCCCGAGUCCGAGCCCAAGCCCAAGUUCAGUCGGGUUACCUUAUAAUGCUCCGGAAUCUCUCCGAAGCUUAAAACCAAAUCUGAAGUGGGACGUAUACUCGUUUGGAGUUAUUUUGCUUGAGUUACUAACGGGAAAGAUCGUGGUGGUCGAUGAGCUUGGACAGGUUAAUGGGCUUGUUAUCGAUGACGGUGAGAGGGCGAUGAGGAUGACGGAUGCGGUUAUACGAGCUGAGUUAGAGGGCAAAGAAGAAGCUGUGUUGGCCUGUUUGAAAAUGGGCCUAGCUUGUGCCUCUCCAAUACCACAGAGAAGGCCCAGUAUCAAAGAGGCCUUACAAGUUCUCGAGAGAUUCCCUGUUCAUUUUAGCCAACAGUAA
Messenger RNA from Thlaspi arvense, 2031 nucleotides. NCBI's taxonomy places the organism in Eukaryota, Viridiplantae, Streptophyta, Magnoliopsida, Brassicales, Brassicaceae. The record is from the annotation of a GenBank genome assembly.